Messenger RNA from Culex quinquefasciatus (southern house mosquito), 847 nucleotides. RefSeq lists its product as uncharacterized. The record is from RefSeq and is a predicted model, not a curated record. The transcript has 2 exons. The coding region runs from base 50 to 739 and encodes 229 amino acids. Lineage: Eukaryota; Metazoa; Arthropoda; Insecta; Diptera; Culicidae.
UAGUGUUGUUCUCGUUGCAGUCGAGCGAAGACGUCACCGGAUUUAAACAAUGAUUGGUACAAAAGCAUUGCUCCUGCUGUUUGGAGCACUUUUGCUCGUUAGCUACACUCGAGGUGAAGAUGGGCAACUUGACCCGAAGGAACGGUACAAGAUCAUCAAGAGGUUGCUCAAGUCUCAAAAGGACAUUCACAGAGCUUUGCUAAGGAUUCGUCAGCAGAUUAUCAACGACGGGCAAGCUCCCGAAGGCGAACAGGACAGUAACGAGGAAAAAUACGAGGAAUCCAGCGAAGAUAGUCAGGAAAGCUACCGAGAAAGGCAGAGGGAAAUUCGCGAAGCUCGUGAAAGAAUUAACAAACACGUGAGGGAAAUCGCGGAGGAUUUUGAAGAAAUUCACGAGUUGAUUGCGAAAAUCGAACGCAAAGUUGACGAAGAAAUCGUGAACAUGGGUAAACGCGAUGUGAGCUUCAAUCUGCACUACCGACCAGAUCGUCGUCCAAAACCAAAGCCAUCUUCCGAAGAAAGUGAUGAAAUGCAAAACGGAGGUCCAGAUCCACCCAUGUCUACUACGGGAAUGCCACCUACAGUUCCUCCAAUAGACCAGUGGUUACCAACGCAUCCUCCAAUGCCGGCAAAUGUCCUGCAAAACGAUGGUCGCCGUAGGAAAAGGCCCUCCCGGAACAACUACCGCACAAGUAGAGCCUGGGAAGCUUUUGGUGCUGCCGAAGAAGUGGUUCACUGAGGAGAAUCAUUUUGAAACUGCUCAAUUAAAUGAUAAAACUAUACUUUAUACAUUAAGAUAACAAAACUGUUUUAAAAAGAUAAAAAAAAAUCGAAAGUUUUGAAUAAU